AUGGCGACCGGAUCGAAUCCGUACUUGGCCACUAGCGCCGUUUCGAGUCUAUCGCACUUUUCAAAUAUGGCUCAAACGCAAAGCUACGGCCGAGAACCCCCCGAGUUGAAAUACAUGCCGCCGCAACAGCAUCACCAAUGGGCCAUGGAAUCGAUGUGGGGGCCCGCAAUCCAGGAUAUAAAGCCCCCCACAGGCCAAAUGGACAUGCCGACGUCGCUCGCGCACCACCGCCAGGCGCAAGCAGCGCAGGCGCAAGCGAUGGCCGGCUGGCACAUGGCAGCAGCUGCCGCAGCUGGUCAUUCGCCGCCACCUGCAUUCCAUCACCAUCACCAACAAGCCGCAGCAGCCGCUCAACAGAACGCCGUAGCCGCCGGAGUGUACGGGAUGUUGGGCGUCGGCGGCGGAGGUGGUGGCGGCGGCGGCAACCUUGGCGGCGGCCAUCUCGGUGGACACAUGAGCGGUCGCGAAUCGGUCCCAUCUCAUUCCGACCAGGUGACUUCACAGCUGAGCGGGGGCGGUGCGUUGUCAUCGCCAACCCCGACAUCAAUCCACAACGAUUUGUCCCCGCUACAUUCAAGGCUAUUGGGUGAUCCCCGUGGUCCUGAGAGCGGCGAAGAAGAAGCUCCUAGUUCGGACGACCUGGAACAGUUUGCGAAACAGUUCAAACAACGACGGAUAAAGCUCGGAUUUACCCAGGCCGACGUAGGCCUGGCUCUAGGAACCCUUUACGGUAACGUGUUCAGUCAGACGACGAUUUGUCGCUUCGAAGCGCUACAGUUAAGCUUCAAGAAUAUGUGCAAGCUCAAGCCUCUGCUUGCUAAGUGGCUUGAGGAGGCGGACAGCACUACCGGAUCGCCAACCAGCAUCGAUAAGAUUGCUGCCCAGGGUCGCAAGCGGAAAAAAAGGACAAGCAUCGAGGUUUCGGUUAAGGGCGCUCUUGAGUCGCAUUUCCACAAGCAGCCCAAGCCGUCUGCCCAGGAGAUAGCGAGUCUGGCCGACAGCCUGCAGUUGGAGAAGGAGGUGGUUAGAGUGUGGUUCUGCAAUCGUCGUCAAAAGGAGAAGCGUAUGACGCCUCCUAUUAACGGUGGUCCCGGUUCUACGGGUACUCCUGACCAUUUGCUUAUGUCAACUUCCCCCUGCUCGCCGGCCAGCUCCGACCACCACCUGCCGAUGCAGCACCACCACCUGAACCAUCCUUCGCCCCCCCCAUCCCACCAUCAUCAUCACCACAGUCCCCACAGUGCAGCAGCAGCCCAUGCCGCAAUGGCUUUGCACCAUCAGAGUCAUCUACACUCGCUGGGCCCACACCAAUCGCUGGCUGCUCACUGA
Molecule: messenger RNA, 1329 nt
Organism: Galendromus occidentalis (western predatory mite)
Lineage: Eukaryota; Metazoa; Arthropoda; Arachnida; Mesostigmata; Phytoseiidae
Product: silk gland factor 3-like
Exons: 1
Coding region: 1-1329 (442 amino acids)
Biological process (GO): regulation of transcription by RNA polymerase II
Molecular function (GO): DNA-binding transcription factor activity, RNA polymerase II-specific; RNA polymerase II cis-regulatory region sequence-specific DNA binding
Source: RefSeq, a predicted model, not a curated record